ACUCCCAAAAAAACCUUUCCCUCCUUUCUUUUGUUACCUCCUUCCGAGCUCCCUCGAUUCCCUUUUUUUAAUUUAGUUUUUCUUUCAAAUUCCAAAAACCUAAAAUUCCCACCAAAACAAAAUCCCCAAAUUUCCUUUUCAAAUCGCUUUUUUCCGCUGUUGCUUUCUUCUUCUUCUUCUUCUUCUUUUUUUAAUUUUUAAAUCUUCUGUUUGUUCUGUUCCGGUUCUUUUUUUUUUUUUUCAUCUUUAAGGUUUUUAUUUGGAGGUCGAUGAAGGUUCGAGGAGCUAGGGUUUGGAUUAAUCGGCGUGAAAAUACAGUAAUUUCUUUUGAUUCGAGACAAUGAGUGCCGUCAACAUUACAAACGUCGCCGUUUUGGAUAAUCCGGCAUCAUUCUUGACUCCAUUUCAGUUCGAGAUCUCCUACGAAUGUUUGACUCCUCUUAAAGACGAUUUAGAAUGGAAACUUAUCUAUGUAGGAUCUGCUGAAGAUGAGACUUAUGAUCAACUACUGGAGAGUGUACUUGUUGGGCCUGUUAAUGUUGGAAAUUACCGUUUUGUAUUACAGGCAGACCCACCAGACCCAUCAAAGAUCCGUGAAGAAGACAUUAUAGGUGUGACAGUGCUUCUCUUGACUUGUUCAUAUCUGGGUCAAGAAUUUGUCCGAGUGGGCUACUAUGUUAACAAUGAUUAUGAUGAUGAGCAACUCAGAGAGGAACCUCCCCCAAAGGUGUUGAUUGAGAAAGUCCAAAGAAAUAUUCUAUCCGAUAAACCUAGAGUGACGAAGUUCCCCAUAAAUUUUCACCCUGAGAAUGGUGGAAAUGAAGAACCCCCUCCAGCUGAUCACCCUGGUGAAAAUGACGGAAAUGAGGAACUUCCUGCUUCACCAAAUCAAAAAGAGGAGCAGCAGGGACCUUAAAUUUUUGACUUGCAGACAUUGCUGGUAUUCAAGAUAGACAACCUGGUAGGGAUUAGACUCCGACUGUGAACCACAAUUUGACAAUGAUACGAAGAUGCUUAUUCAAGUAAUGGUUCAGAAAUGCUAGAUGUCAUUUGGCUGUUUUUGUUUGUUAACUACUGUUUCACUGAGAUGAUUGCCUUUGAACACUUAAAAUUGGAUUUCCAAGUUUGUAAUAUACUUCUGGAGAAGUUUUAGUUUCAUUUGCUUCACCAUCUUAA
This is a messenger RNA of Theobroma cacao (cacao), 1176 nucleotides long. RefSeq names its product ASF1 like histone chaperone (gene SGA2). Gene Ontology annotation, biological process: DNA replication-dependent chromatin assembly. The record is from RefSeq and is a predicted model, not a curated record. Lineage: Eukaryota; Viridiplantae; Streptophyta; Magnoliopsida; Malvales; Malvaceae. Gene Ontology annotation, molecular function: histone binding. Gene Ontology annotation, cellular component: nucleus; chromatin.